Messenger RNA from Spirodela intermedia, 10140 nucleotides. NCBI's taxonomy places the organism in Eukaryota, Viridiplantae, Streptophyta, Magnoliopsida, Alismatales, Araceae. The record is from the annotation of a GenBank genome assembly.
AUGAAAUUUAAUGUAAAAUAUUAAAUAGAUUUUAGAACACAUUUUAUGGAUUCUUGUUUAAAUCCAAUACUAAGAUGAAUGGCCAAUGCAUAUAUCAUUGAGAAAUAUUUUUUUCAUUCACAAGAAAGUAUAGAAAAGUUAGUAGGAAAAAAAGAGGUUUUUCUAGACUUAUUUGAAUUUAAGGAAAAUAAUGUGUCCUAAUAAUAGGCUGAUUAUGUCAGACUCAAUAUCAAACCCAGCAUCAUAGGUGUAAUUGGGUUGACAGAGAAUGGAAGGGAGAGUUUCCAAUGAGGCUAGGUGAUGUGACUUAGUCCUUGUAGAGUAAAUCACGCAAAUUUAAAAUUCAUAAAACUAGAAAAUACUAAUUUUCGGAUAUUUAGAAAUAUUUCUUAAAAAAUAUAUCAAUUAUAAUUCAAAAAAACUUUCAAAAAUAGUGAUAAUAUUUUAAGUUGAUCAUAGAGAUGUAAUACAAUAUAAGGAAAUUAUUCAGAAUUUUCUUUAAAGAAUACAAUUUUUUAUGAAUUUUAUAUUAAGAAAUAAAAAUAAAAUAUGUUUCAAAUUCACAAAAAAAGGAAAUAAGGGUGCGGACGUCAAGAUGACGUUAGUGCACGACAAAUGUAAAUCGGGUGGAAAUAGAGUUCUGCUCAGUGAUUCUCAUGUAAAUGAUUAUAGAUGAUUUAAUGGAUCAAAUUAAGAUCUGUAAAAGUUGAAAGAAUCGUGAUUAAAUGAAGUAUAAUUUGGUAAAUUUAAAUCACACAAAUUAUUACUAAAUGAAGCAAAAAUUAAGUUGAAAGUAGGAAAAUAGAGUUUCGACGUCGCAGUGACAAUGCGUCAACGAUGUACUGAAAUCCUAAGCAUUCGGGAGGAUCGUCGUGUAGUGUCCACAACCUCAAAGGCUCUCCUUGGACUAGGACGACGUGGGCAAUCUCUAUAUCUCUUUGCAAAGUCUAGAGAUCAAUGAAAUGGAUCGACAAAUCGUUUCUAGCGGUUGUCACCCGACGGAGUAGAAAAUGACAACUUUGCGGCUCUUUGGUGACUGUCACUCGAUGGAGAGGAGUUGGAUGAAGGUGGGGUACGUGUCAAAGAGCUUCAUCCUUAGGUUUGCGUAGCAAGAGGAGGCUCUUCAUUGCAUCUGAUAUGCUCUCAAGAGGUGGCGACUCGUCUCCUAGCAUAUCAUCCUCUUCCCGACGAUGGCUUAUUCGUUGAUCAAUCGAAGAUGAUUUACUCAAUAGAUUCGCGAUCUUUUUAUCAUGAAUUGUUUAGCAAUUUUAGUAACAAUGCUCCAUGAAUCUUGUUGAUGAGAUUUUCACUGAUGAUCCAAUGAUUCUAGUGGCUUAAUCUAUCACCGGUGAUUUGUAGGAAAGUCACAAUAAUCAGAUAAAAAUACAAGUUUUAGUUUUGGGAGGAUUCAAACUCACACCGGUUGCUCGCCUACAUGAGAGAGAUUAAAAUAAGUACUCUAAUGCCCUUAUUAAGUAACAUCAUCAUAGUAUAUCUCUCUUAUAAAUAAGGGCUAUUUAAGGUAUUAAAAUCUUUGAAGCCUUUUAAGAGAAGGUGUGAUGGGGGCUUUGUCCCACAUCGCUUGUGCAUCAAAGUUUCUAACAAAUAUAGAGUAAUAUUACAUUUUCAAGUAAUGAGUCCCUUUCUCCUGCAUGGCCAGCGGGUCCCCCCCAUUUUGUUAUAUUUCUAUUUUUAUUUCUUUUUUUUUAUUUAUCUCAAAAAAAAUUUAAAAAUCAUAUAAAUUCAUAAAAAAUCACAUAAUUAACCAAAAAUUCACAUUAAUCAACUGAAAACCGUUUUUCACACUUUAACACAAAUAUAAGUCUAUUUAUCAUGAGUUAAGACUAAAACUAUAUUAUUUACUAAUUAUUAACUCCUGAUAAUGAAGACUUAUCACUAAGGCAAGAGAAGGGAAGAACCUGACAGCAAAAUGGAGUGGUGUCAUGAGGUUGAGCUUGAUGGUGACAAUGUUUGAGUUUUCCCUCUAGGUAAUAGGUGGCAAUGUGCAAAGUGGCAUGAUCUGGAGAUUCCACCGCCAUGAUCCUUUCUGCUGCCAUCUCAAACCUUUAUAGGUGACAGAUAGAGGGGUGCGAAUGCUAUAUAUUAUGAUUUUUAUCACUUUUCUUAACUAUCUAUGAUUUAAUUCAGCACACAUUUUUCCUCUCUAGAUCUAUAAGUGAGAAAGGAUUGAAAUAAGACUCUAUUUUAGUAAUUUACCACUUUCUUGAUUGUUUGGAAGUUUUUUCCUAUUUGAAUUACUUCCUGAUUUUUCUUCAUACUCUGAGUGACAUGCACAAAAGUGCUAGAUUUAAUUCCUUCUACAUCUUCUCCUCCUAUGUUCACAUUUUGUGAUUUCUACAAACUUGGCUGAUGUGAUACUCAUCUUUAUUCUCUUCUCCCAACAGUGAGUCUCCUCUCCUUCUCUCUUCCGUGAUGAUGAAAUAUCUCCUCUCCUCCUUUCUCAUAUUAGUGAAACUCUCCCUUUGUCCUCUUUUUGAGGUUGACUUUCACUUCUCUCUCUCUCCUUAUUUGACCCCUUUGCUUGUGUCCAAUUUCUUUGUGUCAUGUUUUCUCUAUUUUCCAUAUCUUCUAUUUUUUACCCCUUUAUAUAGGAACUAUGUUGAUCCUCACUGUGGCACUCUAAGGACGCCAUAGGGAAGGACUCUACCCCUAGGUCUUCAAUGCACCUAUGGACUAUUGGAGAUGUUGAGUUGAUGACAAUGCUCCCAUACUGAAUUAAUGAAGAAUUCCUUCCCUUUUCUCUCAUUUCAUUAGAUUCAGGCUUAUAACAAAAUUUGACACUUGUAUUGACAAUCAUCCUUGUGAUGAUGAUUUCAAUCCACUAUAAUUUUUAUGUGAUUUUGAAAUUCAGUUUUGUGAAUUUUCUUGUGUGUUUUAUAAGCAAUGAUUAAGACCUAUCAAAAGGUUAUUUGGAAGCCUUUAAAUAAGAGAGAUAUUUAGGUAUCCAAUAAUUUUCUUUGCUAAUGUAGCUUAUUAAAUAAAGUGGAUUUCUAUCAAUCAUGUCAUCACGAUAAUGUACAAUGUUUCUCAAUAGGUGAAUUGGAAACACACCUAGAUUUGGAAGAAUUCCAUGAAGGAUAUUUUACAAAAGAAGAUAGCAUUUUAUAUUGGAGCAUGAAUUGAAUAAUCUUUUGAUGAUUGCAAACACAUCAAAUCAAUCAAUUGAUCUAAUAAUAGUAGUUCUCAUUAUGCAUGAUAUUUAGUUAAAUACUAUUUUAUGUGUAAGUAUGAAGAUAAUUUAAUAAAUUCAGGAAGGAUCCUAAGUAAUAAUGUUAAAUAUAAUAAUAUAAAUUUAGGACUGUAUUUGGACCUUAUCUAAUGUUGAAUUUUGUAUUUUUGUGGAUUUUACUACUAAAAGCUAUUACUUUGUGUAAUUAUGUGAGGAUUACUUCUAUUUAUAGAAGCUUCCACUAAUUGAAAGAAAUGGUUUAAACCUCAUAAUCAUUAAGAACUAUUAAAUUGAAAUAUGGUAUGAAAGCUUAGUAUGUCUACUAGAUUUUCAUAAUGUGAAAGAAUUAUUUAUAAUUAUUCCUUACAUUAAAUAAACUAAUCUAAUUUAAAUUACUUGUUAGUUGAUUAAUAUUUUCUCAAUACUCAUGGGUAUUAACUCGAAAAUGAUUUUAAAAUAUCUUAUAUGACUAAAUUUAUAAAAUAUUUAAUAUUGAGAUCACAUUUAUAUUAACCUAAUUGAGAUUCAGAAUUUAUCUAAGAGGAUUUGGAAAAGUUUUGAAUAAGAAGUUAAUAAAUCUCUAUUUUCAUAAGUUAAUGGCUAGUUUAAUGAUAUGUUAUAUGCAUUAACUCAUGAUAAAUAAAAUUAUAUUUCUCUAAAAUUGAGAAAAAUGUUUUUUACAUGGCUAAUAUUAUUUUGUGGUUAACUAAUUAAUUUAUAUGAUUUUUAUAUUCAUGUUUUCAAGUUAAAAUGAAGUUAAAGAAAAGAUAAUAAAAGGGAGGGAACUUGUUGGCUAGUUGACAAUUUGCAGUCAAACCUCUUCCUAGAGGGGACUGCUCGAGUAGGUAACUAACUAAGAGUAACUGUAAGCUGUGCUCAAGUGACACAAGGGCCCCACAUAAAACAUAUGUAUGGCACUUGUCUUCCACGUCACUGAGAGAGAAUCGGUGAAUGGAACAAGGUAUGAUCUAAUGUGUUGUGUUGGGGUAGACCACUUGUUUUCACAAUUUCAAGAGUAUCCAUGGAAACUAUUUAACUUCUUUUAUGCAAUAAAUCAUAUGCAGCCACAUGAUAGAUGGAGCUUCAAAGAUCAGUGACCCCAGAAGGUUCUUUUCCUAUUUUGAUUCCAUAAUUUUUCUACAUCGAAACAGUCAACAAAAAGUGUGGGGGAGAGCUGAUUGUUAAUGAAAUCUUCAUCAACAAUAACCAAGGAUCUUUAGUAACAUUUGACUAGAGAUUUCAGAUAAAAAUACCACAAGCUUCUAGAGGAAAGUGUAUCUCUUAUUGGUUGACGAGCAAGCCAUCAUCCAGAAUAUAGAGGGAUCCACUAAGAGACUUAUUGUGGUCUCUUUAGAGUGUUUUAUUUAUGAUAAGAGUCUCCUCUUGUAGUGCAGACUACAUGAUGAAGCUUCCUAUGUUAUGCUCAACCUUCAUCAAGCACCUCUUUGCUAGGUAAGAGCUAUUGGAAACCCAUCUUCAUCAACCUCCACUUUGCUAUGUGACAAUAGUUAGAGAUCUACUUCACCACCACUUGAACUUCACCCUUUAAGCUUCAUAUGAGAAUUCAAAGAGUGCCCACGCUAUGCACAUGCAAAGAGAGCCUUUAGGAAAAAGAUGGAUUUUUUAGGUCAAACACAAGGAAGCUAAAAAAAUUAGUUAGUUAUAUUUAUAAUUUUCUAUUAUAGGUUAAUUUUUAAGGAUUUUAAUUUCGAAAAUUAAUCAAAAUAAUUUUAAAACAAGAAAUUAGGAAUUAUAACAUCAGCAAACAUGAGCCACUGAAAAAUACCCCCGAAAUUCCAAUCGCUAGGAAUACGUCAAUUCAUAUUUCUCAAAAUCAAAGCCAAAUACUUCAAAAUAAAUUUUGAAUUCAGAAGAGAAAUUGUUCGUAACACAAUGUAGAACUAAAUCAAAUAUUUUAUAAAUUAAAAAUAAAGUUAAAAUCAUGCAAAGGUUCUAGUUUUAUGGAAGAAUGUGCAGAAUGGUCAUUGAUUAAAUUUCCACCUGAAUUCGAUCAAUUUGUGCUGGUGUAGUGCACCGAAUGGAUUCUUACAUGAUCUCCAAUCAAUAAAUGACAAUUUCAGCAAAUGUCACUUGUUGGAACCAAUUGACGGUGGUGGUUCAUUUCCGAGCAUGCCACGACAUCUAGAGAAGGAUCCUUAGAAGAAAUUCUUCACCGUAUGUAUUGGGUGAAGAAUGGGACAAGUUCACGAAUGAAGUUCAGAUUUUGUAGCGACUGAAUUAGGGAGAAAUCGAGAUGAAAUCCAUCAUUUGUAUCGGAUUGGAUGAUUUAGGUGAAUCAAGCAUUCGUCACCACUGGACGACAGAGAAAAUGAUUGUGGAGAGUGAUAGAUUGAUCAAAGAUGCCGCAUUCGUCCUCCCUCGAUGUUUUUUCAUCUUUGUGUAUGUUAAUUUUGUCAAUUUUAUCAAAUCAUCUAUCAUACUUCUUGCUAUAUUUGUGAUGUCUGUUCUUGAUGUGGAAAACCUAAAAAAAGAAAUUAGUCAUGUAUUUUAAUUUUAUUAUUAUUAUAUUAUUAUUUAUCAUAAUAAGCCUAGGAAAUUUCAGGAAAAAUUCAAAAAUAAAUGCAACGGACAUAGAAUCAUUUUAUAACAAUAGUAAUCAUUGGUAAAACCUAUCAAAAUAUUUCAUGGUCAAUUUUAUCAUGUAAUUUUUAGAAAUUAGUAGUAUAUCAUAUACACAAGUUUCAUAUCAUUUUUCCUAGAUUAAAAUAAUUUUAAAAUAUUUCUGUAAAAUUAAAUAAUAAAUUAUAAAAUAUAAAUAUUUUAUCAUCUAAUUAAUGAGAGUUAUCAACACCCAAAUUCUGGCAAUUGCCAUCAUGAUGUUGAAACUCUAUUUUAUUAUUUAAAUUCAUUUAAUCUUCAAAUUAAUGAUAGUUUUACCCAAAUUUACUGUUUGAAACUCAUCUUUGAUCAAUUAAGAUUCAUUUGGUGCUUUUAGAUUUUAAUUUCAUCAAUUGAUCCUACUAAAAUUAAUUUCAUAAUAAUCUACGAGUGAAACUCUAUUUUCCUCUAAAUCAUUGUUCUACUGAUCAUGACAUUUGCAUGUGACAUCAACAUCUGAUUUUUCUCUUUUUUUUCUAAUUUUAAAAUGACUUUCUUGCUAUCUUUCAUUCUAAAAAUUUUAUAAAUUUUUUUUUUGAGAAAAACUCUGAAAUUUUAUCUGAUAAUAUUAUAAAUCCUUGUGAUCAACUUAGAGAAUUCUUACUUUUCUUAGAGCUCUUAUUCUUGAUUUAAAAUUGAUAUAUUUAUAUAAAAAUAAUUUCAAAAAUAUAAGCAUUAAUAUUUUAUAAUUUUAGAAUUUUAAAUUUGAUUAAUUUAGAUUAAAAUUAUUAGGUCACAUUAGAAGUCGUUACUUUAUUUCUAGAUAUGUUAUAUUUUUCAUUUUAAUUGGACUAGAUUCUUAUUGGACCUAUUUAAAUAGAUAGGUUUUGGAUAUUGCCAAUAAUGCUUAAUAGCUACAAGUACUAGUUUAUUUAUGAUUAUCCAAACUCUUAGAGGACAUGUCAUAGUACUUUCUAACUAGUUGAAUAUUUACCUAAUUUUAAAUUUAAAUGUUGACAUAGAAUAACUUUGAUCUCAAAUAAUCAUGUCAAAUCCAGCACAUAUACUAUAAUGUUUUAACUAUUAUCUCACUAUCUUCUUUUGAGUAUUUAAAUUUUUUUUAAUGGCCAAAUUAUUUCUUCAAAAUAGUGUUACUUUCAUAAUUUUUAACAAGUAUCAAGGUGCAGAGGAAAUAAUAGUUUAGACUAUAGUCUUAAUUAUUAUUCUAGAUUUCAUAUCAUGAAUGUUAUACAUUAUCAUUGGAAUAACAUCUAAAUACUUGAAAGAACGAAAGUAAUUUCAUUAUUUUUCUAAUUCAUAUAUUUCAAUGAUGUUUGAAUAUUCACUCAUAAUAAGAUAUGUUUUAGAACCAUAAUCGUAAUUUGAUCCACUUAUCUUUCUUAUGUGUAUUUGUCAUCCUCCAAAUAUUAUUGUAUGGCAUUAAAGACUUAGACUUGUACUUGUUGAAAUUAAACUACUAUAAAUUUUUAUGUGAAUGUGUCAAUUAUUUCUAUAGUACUAUAAUUGUGUGAAAGAGAAGAAUUGUAAAAAAAAAAAGGUUAUUGAUUCACCCCUCCUUAUAUUGCACUGUCACUUCAUAGCCAGCAAAUCUUAUGCAGACUGAAAUGUCCCUUUUAUAUACAAUAUAAAGGGCCACUCAAGUGUCAUUUCCAGCAACAAGAAAAUAGUCCAUUAUAGUGACAUUAGUACACGACAUUAAACUCAAUAAAUCAUUCAUUAAUUCUAUAAAAAUUAUAAAAGUCCAAAAUAUUUAAAUUUUGAUGUAUUGUUUGUUGCAUAUUAUUCCUCCAUUGUAUGUUGUAUGAAACUUUCUUGCAUUCAAAAAUUCUUUUAAUCAUCUCAAGUAUGAAUAUAAUUCUUCCUUGAACAAAUUUCUCCUCAAAGAAGUAUCUUCAUUUAAUGUAAUGAGAGUCAAACCUAGCCAAUAACACGAGGUUACCAAACAUGCAUUACCAUACUCCCAUUUUCAUCAUCAAAACAUUUAAAGCUCCCAACUCUUAACAUAAUUUGCAUAAGAAUUGGGGGGCAUAAAUUCACCUUUUUCUAAUUGAUCUUAGACUCAUGGUUUGCUACCAAUUAGAACAUGGGCUUAUAGUGGUUUCAUAGAACUUGCCUACUCCAUUCUUUAAAGAUCUUGUGCAUACAUUUAUUUUAGUAGACGUACUAACACAGGCUUCAAGAAGCCUCUACUAGAUUUCAUUCUUCUAGAACACAAGUAUUUCCCAUAAACAUGUCUUCUAGAUUGACAAUGAAAGGGGGUCAAUAGUAUUAGUUAGUAGCUAGUGCUUUCUAGACUAACAAUCCUAGGUCAGCUAAAGUACUGCAAGUAUUUAAACAUAACUCAUGUAGAAAUAAAAGCUCUAACUGACAAAACAUGUAACUUUUGAUGGCAUGAAUUCGUCAAACUAAAGAUGUAGAAAGAUCUUCUCUUGUGAAAACAAUUGAAUGCCACAAAGAAAUGUGUUGAAUUCAAUCCUUUAAUGAAUUAUUAUCACUUGUUUUUUUAGGAAGAAUGAUAAGUCUGCUCAACUUUAGCGGUAAAAUAUGAUCUUUAAAUGGUUAACCAUGGAUUUCUUACUUUUUUAUGUAGAGCCAAUUUCCUUUCCUAAUGUUUAUGAAUACAAAUUAACUCAGUAUUACAAAGAAUAAAUAGAAAAAAAUUGACGAAAAUUAGAUCUAAUGGUUCAAAGAAAUUUUUAUAAGCUAAAGUAGACAUUUGAAAUGUAAUCUAGAUUAACAAAGAUGUUUGACUAAUUUUGUAAUAUAAGACUUUUUUUCUGAUUAUAUGUAUUUUAUUCAUAUUUAAGGCUAUUUUCUUGAUGUGUGACUCAACUAGUUGAUUUAGGAAACUCAUUAAAUUGAGCCCAUUCCCAAAAGUUUAGUCAACUAACUUCCUAACCAUCAAGAAGAUUACCCUACUGCAUUAGUCAACUCACUCACAAAUGGACUUGGCCAUUUCUCAUACCUAGUGAUUUAAGUCACUUCUCAGAAAGAAAGUAAAUAAAGAAUACGUGUACAUGCCAUGGGAAAUGGAUUUUGUUAUAUGAAACCAUUAUAUUAUCUGUAUUCCCAUAUAAGUAGGUAGUUUGACUCCAUUUUAAAAAACUGAAAGUGGUACUUUAGGUUAUGCACUCAUCAUCAUGAAAGUCAUACAGGACCUACGUAAGUGUCAUGAAAAUAUGUUGCCACUACUUUUUGAAUUAUUAACCUGAUUCAAUACUAAAAUUAACUAGUUUAGCAUUUAAUAUAUUCUCCAUCAUUAAAAUCUAAAGGCUCCACAUCCAACAUGUAACAUAUUUUUCUAUGGGGCUAUGAUUUUCAGUAAAGAGAGUUUGCCAUCCACAUAUUUUUCACAAUUAAAUUUUACACUGAAUGAUUAUUUUGCAAAAUUUUUUCCACUUAUUUAUAUAUAUGGAUACUCAUUCAAUGUGUUAAUGUGUACAUGGGACUGACGUGACUCAGUCGUUGUAUAUUAAAUCACGCAAAUAUAAAAUUUAUAAAACUAGAAAAUACGAAUUUUCGGAUAUUUAGAAAUAUUUCUAAAUAAAUAUAUCAAUUAUGAUUCAAUAAAACUUCCAAAAAUAGCGGUAAUUUUCCAGGUCAAUAGGGAUGUAAUAUAAUAUCUGGUAAUUAUUCAGAAUUUUUCUCAAUGAAUACGAUUUUCUAUGAAUUUUAUACUAGGAAAUAAAAAGGAAAUAUAUUUAAAAUUCACAAAAAAGAGAAAUAAGGGCGCGGGCGUCAGGAUGACGUCAGUGCCCGGCGAAUGCGAAUCGGGCGGAAACAGAGUUCCGCCUGGCAAUUCUUACGUAAGCGAUUACAGACGAUUUAAUUAAUCAAAUUAAGAUCUGUAAAAGCCGGAAGAAUUGUAAUAGAACAAAGUAUAUUUUGGUAAAUUAAAAUCACAAAGAAAUAUCACUAAAUGAAGUGUAAAGUAAGUUUAAAGUAGGAAAACAGAGUUCCGGCGUCGCGACGGCGAUGCGUCGGCGAUGCACCGGAAUCCUGAGCGUUCGGGAGGAUCAUCGUGCAGUGUCCACGGCCUCGAAGGCUCUCCUUGGACAAAGACGACGUGGGCAAUCUCUAGAUCUUCUCGCGAAGUCUAGAGAUCAAUGAAGUGGGUCGUCGAAUCGUCUCCGGCGGCUGUUACCCGGCGGAGCGGAAAAACGGCGACUUUGCGGCUCUCUGGCGGCUGUCACCCGACGGAGAGGAGCUGGAUGGAGGUGGGGCGCAUGUCAGGGAGCUUCAUCCUCAGGUCCGCGCAACAAGGGGAGGCUCUUCAUCGCAUCUGGUACGCUCUCAGGAGGUGGCGACUCGUCUCCCGACGGAUCGUCCUCUUCCCAACGACGGCUUGUUCGUCGAUCAAUCGGAGAUGA